AAGUGCCUUUGACAAAGGCCCUGGACUCAUCUAGAAGAUAAACCCCCGUUAAAACUCCACCGCCACAUAACGAAGGGUUUUUUGCCUCUUUCACAAGAAGAGAAAACGGCACACACACACGGACAGUUCUCUCUCUCUCAUCAACAAAACCCUAAACCCUAAUACUCUCUCUCAUCACCUCCACUAAACCUCUCUCGCUCCUCCCACCGUUCCACCAAAUGGCGACAGCUGUUCUGCUCAGAUCUCUCCGCCGACGCGACCUCGCUUCCGCGUCCCUAUCCACUUACAAAUCCUUGACUGGAAAUGCCAAGCCGUUGUGGGCGCCCUCACACUUUGGUACAAAAUGGGCAAGUUUAACAAGGCCAUUUAGUACAAAGCCUGCUGGAAAUGAUGUUAUUGGGAUUGAUUUGGGUACAACAAACUCGUGUGUUUCAGUAAUGGAGGGCAAGACUCCCAAAGUUAUUGAAAAUUCUGAGGGAUCUCGUACCACACCAUCAGUCAUUGCCUUUAAUCAAAAGGGAGAGCUGCUUGUGGGUACCCCUGCCAAACGUCAAGCUGUGACCAACCCAACAAAUACUGUUUUUGGGACAAAGCGUCUCAUCGGAAGGCGCUUUGAUGACCCCCAAACACAGAAAGAAAUGAAAAUGGUUCCAUACAAGAUAGUCAGGGCUCCUAAUGGAGACGCUUGGGUUGAAGUCAACGGGCAGCAAUAUUCUCCUAGCCAAAUUGGAGCAUUCGUUCUGACCAAGAUGAAAGAGACUGCAGAAUCAUAUUUAGGAAAGACGGUCACAAAAGCUGUUAUCACUGUACCGGCUUAUUUCAAUGAUGCCCAGAGACAAGCAACAAAGGAUGCUGGGCGAAUUGCUGGCCUUGAUGUGCAGAGAAUCAUUAAUGAGCCUACUGCUGCUGCACUUUCGUAUGGUUUGAACAACAAGGAGGGUCUUGUAGCGGUUUUUGAUCUCGGUGGUGGAACCUUUGAUGUUUCCAUUCUGGAAAUAUCUAAUGGUGUUUUUGAGGUAAAAGCAACGAACGGUGAUACAUUUUUGGGAGGAGAAGACUUUGACAAUACUCUGCUAGAAUUCUUAGUGAGCGAGUUCAAAAGAACAGAGGGUAUUGAUCUGUCAAAAGACAGGCUUGCCCUCCAGAGGCUUAGAGAAGCGGCCGAAAAGGCUAAAAUUGAGCUGUCGUCUACAUCUCAGACUGAUAUCAACCUUCCAUUCAUCACUGCCGAUUCCUCUGGUGCAAAGCACUUGAAUAUCACAUUGACCAGGUCAAAAUUCGAGGCCUUGGUUAAUGACCUGAUUGAGAGGACUAAGAAUCCAUGCAAGAGCUGUUUGAAGGAUGCAGGGAUAACAACCAAGGAGGUGGAUGAGGUUCUUCUUGUUGGAGGAAUGACUCGCGUUCCAAAAGUGCAAGAAGUGGUACAAGAAAUAUUUGGUAAGACUCCAAGUAAAGGAGUAAAUCCGGAUGAGGCGGUGGCUAUGGGAGCUGCAAUCCAGGGCGGUAUUCUUCGUGGAGAUGUUAAGGAGUUGCUUCUCCUUGAUGUAACUCCUCUCUCCCUUGGUAUUGAGACACUUGGGGGUAUUUUCACCCGAUUGAUCAAUAGGAACACGACCAUUCCAACGAAGAAAAGCCAGGUGUUCUCUACAGCUGCUGACAACCAAACUCAGGUGGGUAUUAAAGUUCUUCAAGGCGAGCGUGAGAUGGCAUCAGACAACAAAAUGCUUGGUGAAUUCGAGCUCGUGGGCAUUCCACCGUCUCCUAGAGGCAUACCUCAGAUAGAAGUCACCUUCGACAUCGACGCCAAUGGUAUUGUCACGGUAUCCGCCAAGGACAAGACUACUGGUAAAGAACAACAGAUCACCAUUCGUUCCUCAGGAGGCCUAUCAGAAGACGAGAUUGAAAAGAUGGUGAAGGAAGCAGAGAUGCACGCCCAAAGAGACCAAGAGAGGAAAGCUCUCAUCGAUGUCAGAAACAAUGCUGACACCACCAUUUAUAGCAUUGAGAAGAGCUUGAACGAGUAUAGGGACAAAGUACCAAGCGAGGUGGUGUCAGAGAUAGAGUCUUCUAUUAAGGAUUUGAGGGACGCAAUGGCGAAGGAUAACGUCGACGAGAUUAAAGCCAAGCUUGAUGCAGCCAACAAAGCCGUUUCGAAGAUCGGGCAGCACAUGUCGGGCGGUUCGGGGGGAGGUUCCGGAGGGUCUCAGGGCGGUGAUCAGGCGCCCGAGGCAGAGUACGAGGAGGUAAAGAAGUAGGUGGAGAGAGAUAGAAAUAAGAAGACAGGGUGGUAAUUGAGAUCAAACUUCAGUGGUCUUUUGUUUUCGUGUUAUAAUUUGGGAGUUUUGUAUUUAGAACUUGUGCCUUGGGUGUAUGAAGUUCUCCUAAUUUUAAUGUUUGCUUGUUCCACACUAAUGUGUAGAUUGUUAAUAAAUCUCCCUGCUGAAAUCUGAUCUCAUUUUUGGGAUUUCAUUCAA
Rhododendron vialii is the source of this 2474-nucleotide messenger RNA. Its product is annotated as heat shock 70 kDa protein, mitochondrial. Bases 219 to 2255 code for a protein of 678 amino acids. Gene Ontology annotation, biological process: protein refolding; cellular response to unfolded protein. Lineage: Eukaryota; Viridiplantae; Streptophyta; Magnoliopsida; Ericales; Ericaceae. The transcript has 6 exons. The record is from RefSeq and is a predicted model, not a curated record. Gene Ontology annotation, molecular function: ATP-dependent protein folding chaperone; heat shock protein binding; ATP hydrolysis activity. Gene Ontology annotation, cellular component: cytoplasm; mitochondrion.